This is a messenger RNA of Dreissena polymorpha, 2037 nucleotides long. RefSeq names its product plexin domain-containing protein 2-like. Bases 59 to 1927 code for a protein of 622 amino acids. The record is from RefSeq and is a predicted model, not a curated record. Gene Ontology annotation, molecular function: calcium ion binding. NCBI's taxonomy places the organism in Eukaryota, Metazoa, Mollusca, Bivalvia, Myida, Dreissenidae. The transcript is spliced from 21 exons.
UUUUCAUGCGGAUAUAUUCGUUUGUUUAUCCUCAUCAAUACGAAUAAACAAACCAAAAAUGGCGAGUCCAAGAAACAUUCGUACAACUAUUUGUGUGAUAUUUAUUGGAGUGUUAUGCUUACAAGGACAAAUUAAUUUAUCAGAAGGCCUGUCUUACGGGGAAUCUGUAGAGUACCCCCAGGAUGUCUCAGUGGUAUCACUGGGGCAGGGACGAUUCCGUCGUCAGGUGGAUAACAGCUCCAUGACAACCACAGCCCCUGAAAAGACGACAACUCAAGACUUGCUUGACUACAAUAUUGCGCAUGAUGAUCACUCAUACUACAAGUCGUUAACGAUCAAGCAGUCGAACAUCGCCGAUUACUGGGUGGAGUUAAAGGACGCCAAGGGACAUCAGACCCUCUCCGACAGUAACCGAACAGCUGUGACAGCCUCACUUCCGUUCACGUUUCUAUUUUACGGCCAUCCAGUGACCAAUGUUACCAUAGCUACUGGAGGUUUUCUGUAUAUGAGUCCGUUUUUGCAUCAGUGGCUGACCGCUACACAGUACAUUGCGCCCUUGAUGGCCAAUUUCGAUACACAAAUCGGAAAUAGUUCGGAGGUUGCUUUUCAGUCGUUUGCCAACAAAUUUGUUGUGGAAUGGAGAGAUGUUUACCUUCAAGACCAAAAUGGAUCAGGCACAUUCCAGUUUCAAGUCAUUCUUCACAUGAACGGAUCUAUAGUGUUUGUCUACAAACAGCUACCAUUACCCGUGUACAAUAUUUCUGAUGUUAAUCACAGCGUCAAGGUCGGACUGUCCGAUGCAUUCUAUUAUGACACGCUUUACGUUGAUGAAAAUGGCAUAAGCAAGAAACGACGAACAAUUUAUGAGUACCACAGAGUUCUUUUGAAUACAUCUGACAUAAGGGAGGGAACUGUGGUGAUACUUCAUCCACUGCCAACUUGCAACCAGUACUCGGAAUGCGAGUCAUGUGUCAACUCGAAGAUUGGUUUCACGUGCAAGUGGUGCGGUGUAAUCAACCGAUGCUCGGACAGCGUGGACUGGUACAGGCAGGAGUGGCUCGACCAGGGUUGUGUGCAUUUGUCUGGAUCGGCCAACUGCUCUCAGAUCCCAACUCGGGCUCCCCAAGCACAGACCAGCAGUACAUUACCCAGUGUUAAAGAUGGUGACACAAUCCAGACAGAUAUUGACGAAUGCGCAUCAUCCCCAUGUCUGCACGGUGGUACGUGUUCAGAUGGUGUCAACGCUUACACCUGUACAUGUCCAGCUGGGUUCAGUGGAUUGAAGUGUGAAACCAAUCUUGACGAAUGCGCAUCGUCCCCAUGCCAACACGGUGGUACAUGUUCAGAUGGUGUUAACCGUUACACUUGCACAUGUUCGGCUGGCUUCAGUGGAAUAAACUGUCAAACCAACUUCAACAAACAGCUGAUAUGCUACAGUUGUGAAGACAUGUCUGACCUUGCACUCUGUGAUACAGUACAGAAAUGUGGCGAAGGGGAAGUGUGUGUGGUAGAGCGAACUUAUGCCAAGUACAGAUCGGGAUGUGCCAAUAGUUCGAUUUGUACGAAAUUUCCAAGUUCAAGACACUGUGCAGAAUGUUGCAAUAACGACUACUGCAAUGGACGUGGAUGUGGGGAUGAAGGUUUGGUCGCAAGAAACGAACGGGGCCCACUGUGCUAUGACUGCAAUCAUGUUCGAACCAUUCAGCAAUGCACGUCCAUAAGACCGUGUAAUCAACACGAGACAUGCAGUAUCGAGGAAUUCGAAUGGCUGAAUCUCACACACUUCAAGCUUGGGUGUGUAGAUGCACCGUGCAGCGCUAUUGGGAACGGAGUUCUGCGUUCUUUGCCACGUUGCAAAUCGUGUUGCGAUCAAGACUUUUGCAACACCAAUUGCACACACCAUCAGUCCAUAGGCAUAAUUGGCUGACACGACGACCAUCUGGCAAAAGAAUUGUGAAUCUUUAUUGAGUGUGCGUUUACAAUGUGUAAAUAUGCAUAUGAAGAUUAAAUAUACAGCAAAGACUGUUAUUGAACAUA